UUCUAUGUUCUGGUAUGAGUUCUGGUGUUGAGGUUCCAGUCUGGCAUCCCCAUAUUUACAGUGCCCGACCCUCACAACCAACUCCUUUCUACAUCAGAGACAUACUAGCCCUUAAAGAACACGACCAGCCAUUAAAUCUCUCCAAGUCAAAACCAGAUUCUGGACGAAAAAGAAAAGAUAAAGAGGGGAAAGAAGAGAGAAGGGAGAGAGAAGAUGAGGAGAGGAAGAAAAUUAGAACAACAUUUACUGGGAAGCAAAUAUUUGAAUUGGAACAAACUUUUGAGACGAAGAAAUAUUUGUCAUCUUCUGAACGAUCAGAGAUGGCAGCACAGCUUAAUGUCACACAACAGCAAGUAAAGAUUUGGUUUCAAAACCGACGCACUAAAUGGAAAAAGAUUGAGAAUAUAACAAAUGCUGAAGCAGCAUUUAUCAUGAAGAACAAAAACUACAAACCCUCCAAACUUAAGGUUGAAAGCUUCCAUGAUUCUGAUUACCGAGGAUAUGACCCAAGAAUAGGAUUACCAAGCACUGGUGAAACCACAUGCCCUACUUAUCCGGAGGAAGACAUGCAUCUUAUACAAACAUCUUCCAACCAUUCCAGGGAGACGUUUGAAGAAUCAGGAGGUUCAGCUGAGUUUCGGGGGUCUUUUGACUCUGUAGAUUCCAGCCAUUUCCAGCAGAGCUUUGACGACGAGAUGGAAGAGAAGGUUCUAGUUAUAGAUCAAGAAAAACAUGAAAUCUAAAUGCCAUUCUGAGUGCACACAGUCAGGAACUUAUGAUUUGAAGGCACAAGAUAAAAUAAUUUCUAAAUAUCCUCAGUACAAUCGUUGCACUAUCCAAACCAGUACAAGGAUUUACCAGACUAGUGCAAAUCAUACUGCUUACACAUUUACUGGUACCAGCCUGUCUAGUGUACCCAGUCUGUAUUUGACCCAGCGUGUUGCAUGCACCUAAUGUAUAUAUUUGAAAUCUGGAGUUACGCGAAUUGCGUUGUAUUUGAGCUACGGAAUCAAAAUAAUAUGCGUUUUGGCAACUUACGCAAUGUGGAUGGCAAUGAGUAAGCUGGUAAAAUCAAUAUGUUCUGUCAUUGGUUAAAAUUUUAGUUUUAAACUAAUGAGAGGUCGGAAAAAUUUUAAAUCUGGCCAAUCAGAAGCUAGUUGUUGAAAUUAAUCCUUCCUACUGAACUCCACCUAAUUUUAAAGUUCCUGACUGUCGACUGAGCAUUUAGGGGCAUUUUAAAAGGUUGUGUACUGAAGUUUAGGACACAGUACAGAAGACUGUAAAAAUAACAUGUUUUGAUUCAACAGUUGUGCUAAAAUGGUCUUAAUAAUAAGGAAAAUUUGACAAGGAGUCAGAAGACUGUAUAAUUUAAUGUUUCUAAAUUGCAGAUUAUGCUUCACAUUUGUUUUGCACAAAAUACGUAAAAAAACUUUUUUACCAUGCACAGUAAUUAAUGAAGAUCGUGCACAGGAUUUGUAAUGGGGAGGAGGUUUCGCCCCCCCCCCUCAUAUGUGCUCGCUCUUCAAGUCAGCUAUUCCAUCCUGAAUGUUUAUGUACACUAUACAGCUAGUCUAAAACUAUGUACCGUUCUGUAUUAAAUACAAAUCCGAAGAAGAAGGAACCAGGAAUUACAUAAAAAAAUCUUUUUGUAAAAUUUUUUUACGGAACAAAAUUUAGUUUUAUUAAAUUUAGUUGGAAUUUAUUUUCGUUCCUCUGUUCAUCUUCACAUAUAGCUUUUAAUGUUUAAUUCAGUACUGAAGUCAGAAUUUUUGUGUUUUGAAUCUUGGGAUGAAGCUUAGAUCUCCAUCUUUUGAAUUAAUUUGAUUCCUCUUUGAUAUCUAGUGAUGUGAUCAUUAAUAUAAUCUAACUGAGGGAUCAAGCAUUCAUCCUUAAAUUCAAAAGUACUCACGUUGAAAAUCUUGAUCAUAUGUUUAAAAAUUUCUGACCUUUGAACAUAAUUGUUUUACUGUUUACUGUUUACUGUUUACU
Molecule: messenger RNA, 1989 nt
Organism: Eurytemora carolleeae
Lineage: Eukaryota; Metazoa; Arthropoda; Copepoda; Calanoida; Temoridae
Product: transcription factor LBX1
Exons: 6
Coding region: 15-743 (242 amino acids)
Biological process (GO): regulation of transcription by RNA polymerase II; cell differentiation
Cellular component (GO): nucleus
Molecular function (GO): DNA-binding transcription factor activity, RNA polymerase II-specific; RNA polymerase II cis-regulatory region sequence-specific DNA binding
Source: RefSeq, a predicted model, not a curated record